CUCGGCGAUGUCAUCGAUCUGCAUGCCCUGACUCCGCCGAGCCGGGAUCGUCGUCGACGAAUGCCGCCCGACUCGAUGCCGGGGCCGUCGUCGGUUUUUCCGCGAAGCCGUCGUGCCAUUUUCACCGAUAUGUUAACACUCGCGAUGUCAGCACGACGAAUGCUCGAGCGUAUUUGCUGAACGGUGUCGUACGGUUGUUACUUUUUACGCAUCAAAUUUCAAGAAUGAACAUAAUGCGUAAAUUACGAGGGGGUGCCGGCGUUGGAGGUAUGGGUUCGAGUGGUACUGGUGGUUUGGACGAUAGCGCUGGAGGCACAAAUCCUCAGCACACUGCUCUGGGGCUUAUGCACCUGAAGAAACUGUUUUCCGAAUAUACUCAUCCACCACAUCCCCUUUCCGAUGCUGAACGUGAUGAUAAAUUGUAUAAUAUGUUGCCAUUAUUUUGCAAGGUAUUUGGAUCUAGUCCAUCGGGAGAUAUGAAUGAAAAGUUCUGGGAUAUUUUGGCAUUCACGCAACAAGUAUCAAGACUUAUGGUAUCUGAAAUCAGGAGAAGAGCAAGCAACCAGAGCACUGAGACAGCAAGUUGUGCCAUUGUCAAGUUUUUAGAAAUUGAGAAUAGCGAAGAAUCGAGUAAUGGCUGGAUGCUGUUGUCCGCAUUGAAUUUGUUGGCGGCAGGCGAUACCUCUCUAAUACAAGCCAUGACUGCUGCCUCAGUUCCAUCAACUCUGGUAAAAUGUUUAUAUCUGUUCUUUGAUCUACCUGAAAUGAACGAAGAAGAUGCUGAUAUUACAGAUGCAAAUAGUGAAUUUACUCCUAGAGAACGUAGGAUAUUAUUACAAAAAAUAUUUGUUCAGUUGUUGGUGAGAUUAUGCAGUCACCCCUAUCCUGCAGAAGAACUCGCCCGUAAGGACGAUCUUACCUUACUGUUCUCAGCAAUAACCAGUUGGUGUCCACAGUACAAUAUUAUGUGGCGUAAAAGUGCCGCCGAAGUUUUGAUGACGCUGUCUCGACAUGGUCUUACACAAAAUGUAGUAGCUUAUAUUCAUAAUAAAGGAUGCAUAGCACUUUGUAUCGAUAAUAUGCAACGUGUACCUGAGCUGGCACCAUUAGAGGUUGUAGAAAUGUUUGUAACAGUGUUCUGUUUUCUAAAAGAUUCCAGCGAGGUUUCUCAAACAUUGCUAGAUGACUUUCGUGCUUGUCAGGGCUAUAUCUUUUUAUCCGAGUUUCUCUUAAAACAUGCGCCGUCAAGAUUAGAGCAAGAUAGUAGAGCGGAAGCGCAAGACGCUAUCCGAAAUUUGGUACUAAUGUUAGCAUCUUUAACAAUGUGUGGUCAUACAGAGCUGAAACCAAGUCAAGCUAGUAUGGGAUCCCUAUUUCAAAUGCUCGGCUUUACCUUACCCCAACCUAGUAACAGAGGAGGAAGUGUCCGAAACAUUCAAGCGUUCCAAGUAUUACAAUCUGUAUUUAUAAAAUCUAAUUCGCCACUUUUAUGUUGCACUAUAUUGGAUGCGAUAUCCAGUGUAUAUCAUAGCGACAAUGCGAAUUAUUUUAUUCUCGAGGGACAAAAUACCUUGUCUCAGUUUGCAGAGAAAAUUCAUUUGAAGAAUCUAGAGAUACAAGAAAAAUUCUUUCAGCUAUUGGAAUUUAUAGUUUUCCAACUUAAUUUUGUUCCGUGUAAAGAACUCAUCUCCCUAUCCAUCUUAUUGAAAACGAACAAUUCAAUCUCUUGCAGUAUCAUGUGUAUGGAGACUCUCCUCAAUAUACUCAGACACAAUACUAUAUUUAAAGACGUUUAUAGAGAAGUUGGUAUGUUGGAGGUUUUUGUGACUUGUCUUCAUCGAUAUGCAACAUUACUCAAGGAUAAGCAAGCUGCGAUCGAUCAAGGAUUAGAAUACACGAUAUGUCCCGAGGAUGAACGGUUGGGUGCCUUAGUAAUGGAGGCUUUAACAACGUUAUUAGCGAGUAACGUUCAAAAUGCGAAUGUCUUUAGAGAAUGCGGGGGCGCACGUUGCGCCCACAAUCUAGUGCCCUACGUAGAUUGCCGAUAUCAAGCACUCGGUAUCGUUAGAGAAUUGAUACUAAGCGCGGGUGGUGACGACGACAUGGCUACGCUAUUGGGAGUUAUGCAUUCGGCACCUCCUAACGCCUUGAUUCUAAAGACGCAUAUAUUAAAAUCAUUGCUAGCCUGUUUACGAGAGUCGCAUAGAACUAGAACGGUUUUCCGAAAAGUCGGAGGCUUCGUUUAUGUAAUGUCUGUUCUGGUAUCCCUGGAGGGUCAAUUAGGUUCGCAAAGAUCGGAAAAGAGUGAACCCUGCAACGAUAUCGUGCAGAGGACUAUGCAGGACGAAAGCCAAUUGCUGACAUUGUUGCAUGUAGUGUUUCAUACUAUAAGUACGGCGAUGCGAUUCGAGCCAGCGAAUGCGAAAUUUUUCCAUCACGAGAUCUGCCAAUCAAGUUUGUGUGAUACUUUACGUCUUCUCGGUUGUUUUUCGACUCAAACGAAAAUCACCGAGAUGGAUAUGAUACCGACUGUGAAUUAUCAUAACAUGCUAGUGUCGUUAUUUACUGGGAGUGUAUUGGAACCGGUAUUUCCAGAUGAUAUGCCAAAAACAUUGGGAUACGCGUGUUUACUAUUACGUUUGCUGUAUGACGUAGCGCUUGACUCCUUCGACAAACCAAAUUUAGCUAAUGUAGGCAUAAGAUCUCCGAGUCAUAAACAAAAUAGCGUGGAGCAACAGAGAUCAUUUGAUUCUCCCGGAAGUAGCAAGAGAUGUAUUAUAAAUUCUUUAAACCUAAGCCCACCCACACCCGAGCCGAUUGUAGUUCAUCCCGGUAUAGUGGUGGGAAUGCUUCACUUACUCCCAUCUAUAUCCGAAUCAUCUAAUCCACAAAUGGCGCUGGCAUUACAAUUGUACGUGGCGGAGAUCAUCAAGAGUUUGGUACGAUCGGAAAGAAAUCAGCAGGUCAUGUGCGAAGCUGGUAUGGCCGGAGAAUUGUUAUCCGUGGGUAGAAUCGCUUUACAGGACGAGACACAUCCGCUUCAUCAACCUCUGCAAUACAUCAUAGAGAGACUAGCCGCGCAAUCGCUCGAACCGAGAGAUUUACGAGAGUUUUUACGUUUGGGUGAUCCGUUAUGUUGCAUUUCACUGAACAAUAUCGAUCAUAGCAAACCCAGGGGAGGACCGGUUCCUUUAACGCGAAUCAAGACAUUAGUAUCGAUGACAACACCCAAGGACUUUAGAGCUCACGGUUCGUGCACUUUGCCGCCUUUCGUGGAAUUGGAUAUGAGCGCCGAGGGAUUCGCGUGUUUGUACUUGCCGAGUGUCGCUCCGCAAAGCACGACACCUCCUACGGUUGUCUCUGCGGACAAUAGUGUAUUGGGAGGAAUUGGAUCAGGCGAUAGAUUAUUCCCACCACAGACCGGCUUAACGUAUAGCACAUGGAUAUGCGUUGACAAAUUUAGUGAUCCUAGAACCGAUCCUCAUUGCGUGAGAUUACUCACCUUGGUGCGCAUCCCACAAUCUGCAAGAGACUUAAUUUGCCUGACUGCUGUUCUUAGUGCUAGAGAUAAGGCCAUUAUUGUUUCCACUCAGGAGACUCCCAUUCCGCAAAAUACAGGUGAAUGGGAACCCGAAGGAACGGGUGAAUGCGGCGCUCGAGUCUGGUGUCCUGAUUUACUUCACGAGGGACAGUGGCAUCACAUAGCUAUUGUGUUAAAUCGCGCGGUUCUUAAAAAUUCAAGUUUUUCAUUAUACUUAGACGGUCAGCAUAUCCAUAGUCAAAAGCUUCAUUACAUCACGCAAGUUCCUGGUGGUGGAGCUGCCAACUUGACUGUGGCUUCUCCGGUUUACGGCUACAUCGGUACGCCGCCCUGUUGGCGCAGAUAUUCCAGAUUGACGUGGAAACAAGGACCGUGUCACUUAGUGGAGGAAGUUUUUAAUUCUCAAAACAUUGCCACUUUGUUUAAACUAGGACCGCAUUACAUGGGAAGCCUGCAAGCUCCGCAAUUGAGUGGUCCUGAACCUCUAGCACCUCUCGUGGCUGAGGAAAAGGUUGUGUUUGGGUUGAAUGCAAAAGCCAUGUCGCAAUUGACUUUAGCUAAAAUUAGAAAAGUAUACAGCCGAGCUGAUAAUAAAUCAAUCGCCAAACAACUUGGUAUGUCAUCUCAUGAGAACGCCACACCUAUCAGGGUUCUCCAUAAUUCUGCGGGACAUCUCAGCGGUCCAGCUAGAGCAUUAGGUGGUGUAGUUGUUGGUUACCUUGGUGUUCGUGUAUUUAGUCCUAAACCAGUAGCUACUAUGAUUGAUAAUGUAGGAGGAUGUUCAGUGUUAUUAGGUUUAAUAGCUAUGGCCCAAGAUGUAGAAUCUUUGUACGCAGCUGUAAAGGCAUUAGUUUGCGUAGUGAGAUCCAAUCAAGCGGCCCAACAAGAAAUGGAUCGUAGAAGAGGAUAUCAGACUCUAGCUAUGUUAUUAAGAAGAAAAUGUCCUCUCUUAAACAGUCAUAUAUUGCACUUGACAUUUAGUCUUGUGGGUACGGUCGAUAGCGGUAGAGAAACUAGUGCGAUUCCUAAUGUCACAGCGUUUCAGGAUCUCUUAUGUGACUUACAAGUCUGGCACGAAGCACCCGGGGAAUUACUGAGAUCUCUUCUCGAACAUCUGUACGAAUUAAUAGCAGAGUCCAGUGAAAAGCGAACUAAUCUGCGAUUAAUGAGAGAUUUGCAAUUAGUACAUAAAUUAUUGCAUAUUUUGAGUGAUGUGAAAUUAGGCAGCACCAGACAAGUCCUUUUAGCGCUUCUUAGUAUAUUAUUGAGUCAACCACGACAGGCUGAUCUACUAUGGUUUGGGCAAUUUAUUGUAGCAACCUUACCACAAUGUUCUGAAAAACACUUAGUGCUUAGAGAAGGAGAAGGAAACAGAGAUGGGGAAGGAGAGAGUAUACUUUUACGUAAUCGUUGUUUACAGCUCUUACACUCAUUGUUGUUUAACGGAUCCAAAAUUAAUGUAAAUAUGUGCGAAGAAGUAGCCAAAGUUCUGGGCCUAGAUUGGGUACUAUUGUUCCUCCAAUCUGAUCUUCAUAGUACCACAGUUGUCUGGGGGUUACGUAUACUCGUGGCAGUAUGUUCAGUGCAAUCAAUCUUGCAAAAAUUCAAAGAGGGUACAAGCAAUGGUGGUUGGCUGCGACAUACUGAUCACAAUAAAAUGGCACUAGCACUCGGUUGUCACCAACAAAUGUCUACUGGUGAGAUUAAGCCAUCUGGACUUCACGUACCAGGAUUUCAGCAUCUGGGCUGGUUACUUCCACAACAUAUCGAUCUUGUUCCAGAACUUUAUUUUCUCUUUAUUGCUCUUAUGAUGGGGCAACCUGUGAAAUUGUUACCUACGGAUUCCAAGCUCGAUUUGGAUAAUGUUUGGAACUUUAUGUUCGGAGUCCCGGCAAAUCACACGUUAUCGUCUUUUACUAGCAGAAUUAAUCUUUGUCCUGAAGCGAUGGUCACGUUAUUAGCUAUGGUGCGAACAAUGUUGAAUAGUCACUCGAGCAACCCGGAAGUAUUACCAGCAUGGUUAAAUGAUUAUCCGGUGACAAUAAUACAAUUCUUGUUCUUCCUUUAUCGCAACUUCACCGACUUUAUGCAGGUCUUUAUGUCCGCGGAAGUUUUGGGUGCCUUAGCCGGGACCUUGUUUCCGAAACCCGUCAGUUCUAGUCAGGAUAGCAGCGGUGCUAGUACCCCAGCUGACGAGCAGGAACCGGUAUUAGUGAGAUCACCGUCGAAAGACGUAGGACUGACGAAUCACCCCGCGAAGAAGUUCGUGAUGGACUUUUUUAAAGUUAUUGUCGUCGAUUCGCUCUCACUGCCGGUGACGGCCAAGUCACCGGCGAUAGAUCUCGUCCUGGAAGCGUGGCCGGAACAUGCAUCAACGGGACAGCAAAUGCGUUAUCAGACAGAGGUGUUGUCGAUAUUGAUGGAACAUCUGUUGGCCGCAGAUGUAUUGAUCGGGGAACAGGCCGCGUUGCCCGUCGUUCCUGGAGGAUCAGCCAACAAUAUAACUAACAAUGUUUGUUACGUGGCAGCCAGAAUAGUUGACAAAUUAUGGCAAGGUGCUCUGACAAAAGAUCCGCAUGAAGUAUUCGAUUUUAUUGUAAAACUAAUCGGCCAAGCAAAAAGGCGUCCUGGCGCAGUCAGCAUGGAGGGCCUUCAUCACUGCCUGAAUAGGACAAUUUUAUUCUUACUGUCACGUGCGACUGAUUCCAUUGCUGAUCAAAUGGCUGUAUUGGAGGCAUUGCAUAAGCUUACUACUCAUAGAUUAUUGGUGUUUGGCGCUGGCAAUCACGAAUUAGAAUUUAUCGGCUGUUUGACAUAUUGUCUGUUGCAACUGACAGCUGAUAUAAAGAUUAUGUUGGACACUAACAUGAAAACAACAUGGCAUGUUAAUCCUCAAGUGGAAUCCAGCGAUGAUAGACUGACGUCUCAUCAGGGACAUAACUUGAUGGCUGUCGCGGCGACAAGAGUUUGGGAGGAACUUUACGUGUGUAAGAAACCAGCCAUAGAGGAAGUUUUUAAAGUGACUCUACCGGCACCUGUGAGCAAUGAACGCGCACCGGAAUUGUCGGUCGUGAGAGAACAAGUUCACGAGGCCGCAUCCAAGCUUUGGCUAAACUACGUAGUUUCGGAAAGAAGAGCCACGUACAGAGCUCCCUGGGAACUUCACAAUCAGAUCCAGUCGAAAAUUCAAAAGGUGACAGGAGGAUUGACGAGAUUGGCGAGCCGGACAAAGGUGCGAAAGGAAGAAUCUGUGCGCGUAAGACUUAGAUUACAUCAAAGCACGGUUGCUCAGUGGACGGAGCAACAUGUUGCCUUAGUCAGAGAGCUCGCUGCGGUGAGGCGUUUGCAACAUCAACAAACGAAUCUGCACACUCAGCGUUAUGUGUAUCAAGAAUGGCUGCAAACCGAGACGGAACUGACUAGAGAACGCGGUCUUUGGGGACCUCCGAUACCCACUAGCCUUGACAAAUGGAUGUUGGAUAUGACGGAAGGACCGUGUAGAAUGCGAAAGAAGAUGAUGAAGAAUGAACUCUUUUACAUACAUUAUCCAUAUCGGCCUGAAUUAGAGCAUCCUGAUAAUAAACAGCUAAAGUACAAAGUAGCAUCGAGUAUGGAUAGUAAGGAGUACUAUCUGAAGCAGCUCGGUAAUUCAUCGGGAAUGUUUGAACGUGAACGAGAUCCCGUUAUAGACGACACACCGUUAAACGUCAAUGAAGCUUCUACAGAGAGCGAACCACCGAUGGUUCCGUGCACGCUAGAACGUCACGCCAGUGAACCGGAUGAAGCGCCCGAGGAUAACGAACAGGAGGAAGAAAACAAUCAAGCUGUUCCGGACAAUCAGACGUUGUUACGUCUCCUCGAGGAACAUGAAAAGAUAAGCCACAUGUUUAGGUGCGCAAGAAUACAAGGUUUGGACACGACCGAGGGUCUUCUCUUAUUCGGAAAGGAACAUUUCUAUGUGAUCGACGGAUUUACGUUGCUGAAGUCUAGAGAGAUAAGGGAUAUAGAAAGUUUGCCAGAUGCGUACGAACCCAUUUUGCCAUCGCCGGGAUCUCCCAGAAGAUCUAGAGCGAUGAGACAGUGUUCUAAGUUUAAUUACGAAGAUAUCAGGGAAGUACACAAGAGACGAUACCUGUUGCAACCCAUGGCGCUGGAAGUGUUCAGCGGAGAUGGUAGAAACUAUUUACUAGCAUUCCCACGAAAGGUCAGGAACAAGGUCUAUCAAAGAUUCAUGACAUUCGCUACCGCGAUAGCCGACAGCGCUCAGCAAUCCGUAGCCGGCCAAAGGCGAACGGCGAAUGUCGAACAGGCCACUGGCUUACUCUCGAAUCUUAUAGGAGAAACAUCGGUCACUCAAAGAUGGGUGAGAGGAGAAAUAUCGAACUUUCAAUACCUGAUGCAUCUGAAUACGUUGGCGGGUCGUAGUUACAACGAUCUUAUGCAAUAUCCAAUAUUUCCGUGGAUCCUGGCUGAUUAUGACAGCGAGGAGCUCGAUCUUACGGAUUCAUCGACGUUUCGAGAUUUUGGUAAACCUAUGGGCGCGCAAAGUCCCGAACGAUUGCUGCAAUUUAAGAAAAGAUACAAGGAAUGGGAUGAUCCGCACGGAGAGACUCCUCCUUAUCAUUACGGCACGCAUUAUUCAUCGGCGAUGAUAGUAUGCUCCUAUCUGGUGAGAAUGGAACCAUUCACACAACAUUUUCUCAGAUUACAGGGUGGGCAUUUCGAUUUAGCCGAUAGAAUGUUCAAUAGUGUAAAGGAGGCAUGGUUGUCAGCUUCCAAACAUAAUAUGGCAGACGUGAAGGAACUUAUUCCGGAAUUUUUUUAUCUCCCGGAAUUUCUUAACAAUUCGAAUCACUUUGAUUUAGGCUCUAAACAAAGCGGUGUUCAACUUGGCGAUAUCGUUCUUCCACCUUGGGCGAAGCAGGAUCCUCGCGAAUUUAUCCGUGUACAUAGACUCGCGUUAGAAUGUGAUUAUGUCUCGCAGCAUCUUCAUCAGUGGAUCGAUUUAAUAUUCGGAUGCAAGCAAAAUGGUCCUGCGGCCGUCGAAGCUGUCAAUGUGUUCCAUCACUUGUUCUACGAAGGCAACGUUGACAUUUACAACAUCGACGAUCCGUUGAAGAAGAACGCGACUAUCGGUUUCAUCAAUAAUUUCGGCCAAAUACCUAAGCAGCUAUUCAAGAAGCCGCAUCCGGCGAAGAAAAUGACGCAAAGAACUAGUGUGAUCGAUCCUGGACCGAUCACUCCUGGAUUAAGUAUCACCACAUCUGACAAAUUGUUCUUCCAUAAUCUCGAUAAUCUGAAGCCUUCUUUGCAGCCCAUUAAAGAAUUAAAGGGUCCUGUGGGACAGAUAUUGCACGUCGAUAAAGCCGUGUUGGCGGUGGAACAAAACAAGACACUUAUUCCUCCCUCUUACAACAAAUAUGUGGCAUGGGGAUUCGCUGAUCAUUCUCUCAGAAUAGGGAAUUACGACAGCGAUAAAGCAAUCUUUGUCGGCGAGGCUCUGAUGCAAAGCAGCGGAGAGAUAGUGGCGUGCGUUUGUCCGUCUUCCAAAUUAAUAGUUACCGCUGGCACCAGUUCUGUUGUAACUGUCUGGGAAUAUGCCAAGCGACAACUUUCUAUAAAGCAGUGCCUGUACGGACAUACCGAUGCAGUCACGUGUUUAUCGUCCAGUCCCGCGUACAACGUUAUCGUGUCCGGAUCGCGAGAUGGUACAGCGAUUAUAUGGGAUUUAUCCCGAUGCUUGUUUGUGCGUCAGCUUCGAGGACAUGCUGGACCAGUCGCUGCAGUUGCCAUAAAUGAAUUAACGGGAGACAUAGCUACAUGCGCGGCUACGUGGUUACACGUAUGGAGUAUCAACGGGGAAGAGUUGGCGAGCGUUAAUACGUGUGUCGGUCGCGCCGACAGGAUGCAACAGAUAUUAUGCGUCGCUUUCAGUCAAACCCAUGAAUGGGAUUCACAGAAUGUUAUUAUGACCGGCUCCACCGAUGGUGUUGCUCGGAUGUGGUCGAUGGAUUACGUGCAAGUACCCGCGGAAGAAGAGAAGCCCGAAGAAGUGACGGCUGCCGAAAAAGAAAAGAACGAGAAACAAAGUACCGAGGAAAACCAAACUGAAACAACAAUAAAAAGAGUUAAAGAAUUGGUUAAACAAAUGAGUAUAUCCGCCGAGGGAUCCGGUAUACUUAUGAAGAGCGGUUCUGAGAGUAGUCUCUCCGAGACGGAAAAUGCCAAAGAGGCUUCCAGACUUCACGAGGAAAAGGAAGAGUGCUCUGAUAACGAAUCGAGCAACGGCUCUAGUAAUAAACCCUCGCCUCAGAGUAAUCACGCAUCUUUAGUCGUAUUGCGUCGGAAGAGUCGUGGAAAUCCGAUGUUUAGAAAGAGCGAAGGCGGUGGACGUGCCGAUAGUGAGGGCACGCAGACUAGCGAGUCUACCAGCAACCCAGGAGAUUCGGAAGGAGCGUUGAGAGCUAGCAAGAGCGACACCAGCUUGACCGACAGCUUCGUGAUGGUUACCGAGGCUGAUACAAAACCGCGAAAGAUCAAUCCGCAAAAUAUCCUGCGAGACGGCUUCAAAUGGCAAAGACAAUUGGUAUUUCGCAGUAAAUUAACGAUGCAUACCGCCUAUGAUCGUAAGGACAAUGCAGAACCGGCGUCUAUCACAGCUUUAGCAGUAUCAAGGGAUCAUAGAACAGUGUACGUGGGUGACACACGUGGCAGAGUGUUUUCAUGGAGCGUGUGCGAGCAACCCGGACGCACGGUCGCCGAUCAUUGGCUGAAGGACGAGGGAGCGGAUUCUUGCGUCGGUUGCGGCGUCCGAUUCAAUUUAUAUGAAAGAAGGCACCAUUGCCGCAACUGUGGACAAGUAUUCUGCUCGAGAUGCAGCCGAUUCGAGUCGAAGAUAUCCAGACUUGGUAUCUUAAAACCCGUUAGAGUCUGUCAGGGCUGUUAUUCGUCAUUACGGUCUCAGAGUAACUCCGCCGAGAGUAACACUUAAUAUGGUACACAGUACACAUGGGAGUCUUAUCUUAUAUAUAUAAAUCGUUAAAUUAUACAGGAAACUCUUAGCGGAUUGUAAAUACUUGUGUGUACCUAAUAACCUUUUAGUUGAAUUUCUCUGUACACGAACAACACAAAGAUAUGUGGCGUGUGUGUAUGUAUGUGCAAAAACUGAACUACGCGCAAUUUACUGCAUUUUUUAUGGAUGAGUUAGCGGCAGUCAUGACUCCGUUUGCAUCUGCAUAAGUAAAGGUUGUUGCAUUUUUUAUUUCGAUAACAUUUUUGUUAUUAAGAUGACUGAUUGUGAACAACAAAGUAUGAUUAUCAUAUGGAUCAUUUGUUAGAUUAUACAUUCCUGUCGAUUGUGAUUCAAAUCAUGCAUAAAACUAAUUUAAUUUAUAUGCGAAAUAAAUUCCUUCAAUAUGUAAUAAAAUAC
Molecule: messenger RNA, 10970 nt
Organism: Nylanderia fulva
Lineage: Eukaryota; Metazoa; Arthropoda; Insecta; Hymenoptera; Formicidae
Gene: bchs
Product: WD repeat and FYVE domain containing 3 bchs
Molecular function (GO): protein binding; metal ion binding
Source: RefSeq, a predicted model, not a curated record